UAGCCUGGCCAAGCCCGCCCAGCAGGGCGGAGCUCGGGAGUGGGAGGAGAAUGGGGCGUGGCUGUAUCAGAGGGGAGGGGCGUGGCUUGGCCGCGGUGGGCGUGGCUCUCCGCCCGUCUCCAACCCCGAGAGGCUUCCCCCGGGAUUCAGGUUGCGGCUCCGGUGUCGUCGGAGCUGCGCUUCUGCUGCAACUUCUUCGCAACUUUUCCCUGGCUUGGCCCGAGUCGCGGCCGCGAUGUCCUCGGUGCAGGUGCUUUACCCUCCCAACGUGCACCGCUGCAGCAUGCUCAGCUCGGCGGCGUUCCCCAAAGACGAGCCGGCGCAGGGUGAGUUGCUCCGCGACCGCGGCGGAGGCGCAGUUGGGGGGAGACUGGGGCGGACGCGCGGGAGCUGCGAGAGGGCGCCGCCUCCGAGGUCUGCAAGGACCCACCGCGGCUUGAUAAGAGUCGGGGUCAGAGUGGAUCCCUCUGCUUGCAAUGGGGUCUGACUCGUCUUUGCCCUCUGGGGAUCCUCACGCUGCCCAGUGUCAAAACUUCUGAGAGCCCACCAAAAUAAAAAAGGGGGGGAUAGUUCUUAGCUGCACAAGCUUAUAUUGGCUUUGCAUUAUCGGUUUAAUUCUCGCAGCCUCGUGCAAACUUAAUUUGCUGAGAGUUUUCUACGAGAGGUUCCCUAACUCCUUGCGCUCCUCCGAAUGAGCGACAGGGAGAUCGAAUGAAUAGCCGUCCCGCGGAAGGUGACAUCCCCUCUCUGAUCGGAGGCUGCAGUGCGUGGCCGGAUCGUUGACACGAGUCUGCGAUCAGAUUGCUUUUAGUCAGCGCUGGGGAUCCGUGGAGCGACGACGCGUCCCCGCGCCAAAUGCUUUAAAGCCGCUCCCGGGGCCGCUCCUUUUCUUUGAUCCGCUUGCUAUGAAUGCGAAUUAACGAUGGAAGCCAAAUCUUGGGCUAAAAGAUUCCCGCAUUGCAGGGGGUUGGGAUGGAUGACCCCGGUGGCCCCUUGCAGCUUCUAUGAUUCUGUCAGUGUGUCGUACAUUUGCAGAAGUUGGAGCGGUUAUUUCCUUGGCCUGUGGGAGGGGGCGCGCGGCUCUUGAGAAACUCUUCUCCGGGAGAUUUCCAUUCGGUUGCCUGUUGCCAAGUGCGACGAGGGGAGCAGCCGAGUUGCCGCUCAGUGCUGACCUCUGCAGGCGGCGGCUGGUUUUCUGCGUUCCUUUGCUGCUGCGUUUAAAUCUUCAUUCCCCACCCCCCCCCAAAACCUGUUGCUCACCGUUGGACUUGCAACUCCCACCGUCCACAAAACCCUUAGCUAUACUGGUUAGGACUGGCAGUAGUUGAACAGCAUCCAAAAGGCAACAGGUUCCCCACCCCUGGCAAACCAGUUCGGCGUGACACUCACUGGGUGACUGUGAACCAGUCACCGUUGCUCUGCCUAACCUACUUUUUACAGGACUGGUGUUGCUAAGAGGGAAAGAUGGAGGUGAGGGAGUGAGCCACGCAAGGUGGCCUUUGAGUUUCUCUGCAGGAAAUGUGGGAGAUAAAGGUGUACGCAAAUUAAACACCCAUUGGUGUCCACUGAGUUGAGGGGGGGAGGGAGAGAAGAAACUUGGCUUGUUUUCUGCACAUGGCCUUGAAACCAUCCCAGAGUGGACUCCUUUGUGUCACAACAGCUGUUUAAAAAAAAGAAUAAGCAGUCUGCUGGCUGGGUCCGCAGGCUUUGCUGACCAGAAAGAGUGUCACCCUUGAAAAUAAUUGACCUCUUCUCCAUUGCUGCUCUUUCAACGUAUUUCACAUAAUGGCCUCCUUUAUUGUUACAACGACCCUGUAAGAUAGGCCAGUAAUGUUAUCUGCAUCGGUGAGUUCGUAGCAGAGGCAAGGUUUAAAGGAGGCCUUUCUCAGCUCUCUGCCUUUUCCGUCACUCAGCUGCACAUGCAAUAACAGGGCCGGCCCAAGACACUUUGCUGCCUGAGGCAAGGGACAUGGCACACCUACACACACACACACACACACACACACAGGCUGGUCAAACUCACCACCUGUCCCCGGACAACACCAUCCACCUUCCCUGAGGCUUUCUUAGGGGGACACUCCCCCCACAAGACUUUCUGCUGCCUGAGGGAGUUACCUCACUCUGCCUAAUGGUAGGGCCAGGCCUGUGUGACAUCCCCAGCCCCUUUACCUAUAGUAAAUGGGAUUCUCCUUUGUUUUAUUGACACAGGGAGAUGACUGAAAAUCUGAGCUACCUUUAGCGUAACUGAGAGUGUGUGUGUGGGGGGAAUACAUUGGCAUGAUCCUUUCCUCUUCUGCUCAAUGACUGCUUGCCCAUGAGGAAGAAACACACUAGUGUGUCGUCGUAUUUUGCAUCCCUCUGGGCUGUUCCCAGUGAUUUAUUUUUGGAAUGAUGCUUUAGGACUUUCGCCUCGCAGCUUUAUCCCACGUGGCUGUGCUUGUGUUGUCUCCCACAAAGGUACACAAACAACAAAGGUGCCUGUUUUUCUGCCCAGCAGGCGGGAAACGGCAUGUUUCCUGGGAAUCUGGUGCGGCAAACUCCUGUCCCGUCAAGGCGCCCCCUCCCAUCACCAAACCCACAGACUAGCCCUCUCUUGGGGCUGAGCAAACAUCGCCUUGCUGCUGUGCUCUGUGACGUGGGCAGUCCCGUAUCAAAGCGUUUGUGGCUAUUCCUCCCUGUCUCCAGGGACAUUUCUGGCAUUCCAAAGGAGCUUAGAUAGAUAUGACAAGGCUUGGCUUAUCAUUUGGAAGCCCGCCUUUGCGGGAAAGUGAAACUUGUUCUGCUGUGAUGGAAAAGGUGAUGUGGUCAUCUGGUGUGUCGCUGGAUGAUUUACACUGAUUUGGGGGUAUCUGCUCGGCUGCAACGUACUCCUUGCUUUGUUGAGUCAAUGGGGUUGUUGUUGUUAGUCAUUUCCGUAGCUGGCUCACGCCCUACUUGAAAGAGGAAAGGAUUUAUGGCUGAGAAUACGCAACGUGUGCUCGGAUUGAUCAGCCCCAAGUCCGUGCACUGGUGGCAGUUAUGCAUUGAGGCCGAUCCUAUAAUAUUAGUAAAAGGAAGAUGUGGCGAACCCCUGCUAUGCAAUGAUAUAUGUAGCUAAAUACAAAGCCUGGGUUCCUUUAUUAUAGCAUUGGAGGCUGGCCGCUGGUGAUAUGUUUUGGCUAACUUUUGACCUAGGCAGCCAAGAGUGUGUUACACGCCAGGGCAUUUUCACUUCCAUUUCCAGAAUGCAAAAGUGGUGUCAUAGAAGGGGGUGCAUUGGCUAGUGCCGUGGGUUUGCAAAACAGCAGUUUUUGUCUUUGUUGACAUAUGUUCUGAAUGGCUGAGCGGCUGGUCUGAAUUUGUGGCAGGAAAUACUUUGGGUCAGCUAAGGUAGUUGGGUCCAGACCUUGAGAGAGCGCUGCUGUGCUCCUUAUUAGGGAGAGCUGGGCAGAACAGGAAAGGUCCCACGAACCGCAACAAGACUGCAAUACCUCUAGGGCCGCCUUUCCCAGUCCUUGAGGUUUGAACUGACCCUGUGCUUAUCAUUUGAGGCUCUUCUUCAUGCGCCCCCUUCAUGAGAGGCCUGGAGGGAGGCAACACAAGACUGGGACUUUUCUGCGGUGGCUCCCCACUUGUGGAAUGCUCUCCCCUGGGAGGCUCACUGGAUGCCUUCAUUACAGGCAAAAACGUUUCUCUAUAACCGGGCCUGGGGCUAUCAAUCCAUUGUCUUUUAAACUGUGUGUGGGUUAUUGAUUUUGUUUGACACUAUGGUAUUUAUAGGGACGAGGGUGGCGCUGUGGUCUAAACCACUGAGCCUAGGGCUUGCUGAUCAGAAGGUCAGCGGUUCAAAUCCCUGCGACGGGGUGAGCUCCCGUUGCUCGGUCCCAGCUCCUGCCCACCUAGCAGUUUGAAAGCACAUCAAAGUGCAAGUAGAUAAAUAGGUACCACUCCAGUGGGAAGGCAAAUGGAGUUUCAGUGCACUGCUCUGGUUCGCCAGAAGCGGCUUAGUCAUGCUGGCCACAUAACCCAGAAGCUGAACACUGGUUCCCUCGGCCAGUAAAGCGAGAUGAGCACCGCAACCCCAGAGUUAUUUGCGACUGGACCUAACGUUCAGGGGUCCCUUUACCAUUUACCUUUACGGUAUUUAUAUUUGUGUUUUUAUAUUGUAAACUGUCUUGUGAUCCUCAAAUGAACAGCAGUAUAGACAUUUAAUAAAUGAAUAAUAAACAAACUUGUACCACCAUGGCAAUGAAGGGGGCGCCAGGAGAAACUCUAUGCCUUCUGCUGGACACUCAGGGUCUCUGGUCAAGCAAAUCUAGUGGAGUGGGGGGGGAGAGCAAAUCUGUAUUUUAAGACUGCAGGUAUUUUUUUUAAGUGGGUGGGUGGGACACUGGAAGCAAUGGGGGCACUUGCUAUUUAAUUAAAGAGUUGGAAGGCGAGCAGAGUGUCCCUCUCGCCCCGUGAAUCAGUGGAGGCGGAGGGCGAGGAAAGGUUUCCCCACCUUUUUCUCCUACUUCACAGCCGUUGCUGGUUGCAACUCAGCCCACACUUCGGAAAGACGAAAGAGGGCUGAUUGAGCGAUGGCGUUUGAUGUCCAGGACAGGAGAGCUCCCGAAGCUACCAAGAGCUGGGCUCAGGCAGCAAAAAUGCGGGGUGGGGUCCGGGGAGCGCGUCGAUGCAGAGCAUUUGCUAGCGGACUUUGCAAGCGCCAACUUUAAAAUAGUAUAUCGCACGUGGGUCAACAAGCGGCGGCGGCGAGGAGAAGCGUAAAGGGUCCUCGCGCGCCUCUCCUCGAUUGGCUGCCGUUGCCUUUCCAAUUCGUUUAAAGGACUCCUGCCUGCUGCGCACCCCGCCCCGUUUUCAUUGCCGUGCGCGCUUCUCCCUCGGCGGUUUCAAAGCCUCGCCCUGUCGGCGGCCGAAAAGAACUCCUCCUUUUACCCCCACACACGCCUCUUCUGAUUGGCUCGGCUUUUUCGCGGCUUCCUCCAGCUCGCCCCGCCAUUGGCCAAGGUCGGCGUGGAGUUGGAACGUUCGUAAAAGCGAAGGAAUUCCGAGGCGCACGCGGUGGGGGAGGAGCGGCCACACACAUACACACAAGCGCACGCGAGGCAAUAUUGGCCGGAGAGUGACCGACUGACCAGGCCAUGCUCUUGGCUCAAGGCCCCAUUUGCCACCAGGGUCCCGAAGGGCCGCCGGCCGCCGAUGCCGCCGAAGAGGAGCCUCGCUCCGCGGGUAACAACAAGGAGCACGUGGGGCGAUUUUUGUGAAUGGAGCGAGCGUGGUGGUUUUCGUUGUUGUUGUUUGCAAGCAAACCGCAGCCGGUGUGGGUGUCUGGCUGGCUGGGCGGGUCCCGGCACAACUCGCUACGCUGAUGCGCUGCUUUCCUUUUCUCCAUCCCCCGCAGGUAAGGCGACCUUGGAGACGCGCUACCGCUUGGGAGCGUUGAUUGGGAGCGGCGGUUUCGGCACCGUCUACGCGGGGACCCGGCUCAGCGAUUCUCUCCCGGUGAGUGACCGAUCGGCGUCUUUUCUCUGUCUCUCUAUAUGUCAGUCGCGCGUGCAUGUGUAGAUACACGUAUUAUGUACAUUAUAGAGACACACACACAAACACACACGUAAAUAUACAUAAUACGUAUAUCUACACAUGCACUGAAAUGACCAAAUGCACCACCAGGAGUCGACCGGCGGCUUUUAGGAGAGAUGGAAAUAAAUGGUAUACAGUGGUACCUCGGGUUAAGUACUCAAUUCGUUCCGGAGGUCCGUUCUUAACCUGAAACUGUUUUUAACCUGAAGACCACUUUAGCUAAUGGGGCCUCCCGCUGCCACCGCGCGAUUUCUGUUCUCAUCCUGAAGCAAAGUUCUUAACCCAAGGUACUAUUUCUGGGUUAUCAGAGUCUGAAACCUGAAGCGUCUGUAACCCGAGGUACCACUGUAUUAGGGUUGUGCGAUUCUGGGGGCUGGAGUGGAAUUAAUGAUCCGCGCGAGAGAGAAGAAAGAGAAGCCAGCAGCGAACAAAAGGGGAGCGGGAGGUGUGAGUCUUGCUCCAAUUCGGGGCUACGCCAUGCGGGCUGGCUGCUUUGAAUCCCAGGUUAUCCGUCUGGGUUUCCCUUUCUCCACCCUGUUCUGCCUCUCAGAGGGUGUGUUAGUGUCCUGGAUGAGUGAUGCGCCUGGACUCCUCGCUAUGCUCUGUGCUGCUCGCUAAGCCUUUGGCUCCACUUCAGGCGCUUGGAGCACACAGUGGCUCAUCAGUCUGGUUUCCUGGUAAUAAUUAUUAAGGAAGGAGAGAGCGAGCACAAGCAACAGUCAUCCCGUGACGAGGAAGGCAUCACUGCUGUCUAAUAUAUGUGCAGUAGCCAUGCUGAGUUCUGAACUUGGAAAUCAAUGCAGCGGUAGUAGUUUAAUAAUACACAGCUGCAGCAAAUAAUGAUGCACACCUGUUUAUCUGCUAUUGGCUGUGCUUGAGUUACAAAAUGUAUGCGUGUUGCAUUGGUUGUGUGUGACUUACAGGUGUGUUAAGUCGUCGGAGGGCAAAAUCCUGGGUGUUCUGAAGGGAGGGGUUGGGAAGGUGUGGAAAUUCCCAGGUUCUGUAUUUUUUCAAAAACUUCUGGGGGUGCAGAGUCAAAAGCAUUAGGACUGGAUACUGAGGCGAGGGGCAGUAUGCUAUUUUGAAGCUUGAAUAAAACAAGCCCCGAGAAGAGAAAUUGUGGUGGCUUUCUCUUUGGAAGGGAGUGUAGCUCCAUUGUGGGGUUUUAAAGGUAUUCUUAUUCCCAAAGGGACAGAAUGGCUACUACACCGGUGUUUCCCAAAUUUGGGUCUCCAGCUGUUUUUGGACUACAAAUCCCAUCAACCCUUAUUGGUCCUGUUAGCUAGGGAUGAUGGAAGUUGUAGUCCGAAAGCAGCUGGACACCCAAGUCUGGGAAACAUGGAUCUACACUUUUAAGAACUCUCGGUCAAGUAAAUCCCAACCCCUCUGGCUGUACAUUUGCAGCCAUAAAUAGAAAAUCCACUAUUUCCAACAAAUAGUUCUCACUAUUGCUAAGGGAUGGGGGUAGGGAGGGGCAGUAUACUUUUCCAGCAAGGAGACAUUAAGACCUUACUUAUUUCUAACAGAGCAUUGAAGCAAGUAAUGUGGUACACUCUUUCCUUCAGAAUCUUACAUUAUAAGGGGUAUUUCUGUUAGAGCAAUCUCAAGCUUAAGAUGACAUGUGCUGAAAUUGAAGAAUAACCAACCCUCUCUCUGUAGAGCCUUUGGUAAGGCUCAGUAAAGAAAUGGAACAACUCCAUGAGAAAAUACCACAUUGUUCAAUUUAGGCAUUUCAGUUUGCUGAAAUUCUGGUUUGCAUGCCGUUAAAAUAUUUGUGAGAAACUCUGCAUUAGACAGGUACCAAGCAGGCCUCUUUGAUAAACUUGAUUAUAUAUAAACUUGAAGCUUCAGCAACCUGCCAUGGUUUGGAAUCCUUGCAUAGCUUGCGGAAGAUGCCUUUCCUUUGUGCAAAGUUGCUGGAUCUGGUUUGCAGCAGGGCUGGCUUCAAGUUUGAAUGGGGUCCUGAGUGAAGCGCCCCCUGGUGGCAGCAUGGCCGGCAGCUGGGUCUGGCUGCCAUAUAAAUCAUUCCUCUCUGGGGUAUCGUGGGGAAAUGGCAGCUGGGCUUGGCUGCCCAGUGCUGCUUGGAGCACCGAGUUGGAAAUAAAGAAAUACAGUGGUACCUCGGGUUACAUACACUUCAGGUUACAGACUCCGCUAACCCAGAAAUAGUACCUCAGGUUAAGAACUUUGCUUCAGGAUGAGAACAGAAAUUGCGCAGCGCCGGGGGAGGCCCCAUUAGCUAAAGUGGUGCUUCAGGUUAAGAACAGUUUCAGGUUAAGAACGGACCUCCGGAAUGAAUUAAGUACUUAACCCGAGGUACCACUGUAAACAAAUCUGAAGGGAGCCCAAGGCAGGUGUUGGUGCCGAACCCCUGGCAGUUGCCCAAGAAUGCCACGUCAUCAUAAUAAUAAUAAUAAUAAUAAAUUAUUUAUACCCUGCCCUUCCCGGUUCAGAAAACCGGGCUCAGGGCAGCUAACAACAAAUUUAAAACACUUAAUUGAUGCAACAAAAGCAGCAUAAAAUACAGUAUAGAACGUGAAUAACAAUAAAUUCAGAAUUCAAAAAUCAGUUUAGGGGGGGAAACUUGGCACUUCCCCCAGGCUUGCAGCCUGAUCCGAGACAGGUCACAACAGCCGUGCUUAUCUCCCUGCAUGGUGAAAUGGGGUUCGUGCUAAAGGUGGAUCCAAAACAGUGCUGUGAAUUCUGCAGUAGGCUUUGCCUCCUAACAGCCUUCUCCUUCCCUCCUUUUGCAGGUGGCCAUCAAAUAUGUCGCCAAAGACAGAGUCUUGCAAUUCCAGCACAUGGUGAGUUGCUGCUCUGUUGCGCCAUUUCUCUUCCCGUUGAGGCCGCCUGACUCGUUGAGCGGCGGUGCCAGAGGUUGCUCUCAUGCCUGUCUCCCUUUCUCUCUCUUUCCUUCCUUCCUUCCUUCCUUCCUUCCUUCUCCAGAACGGCACCCUGGUCCCGCUGGAAGUGGUACUGCUGAAGAAGGUGUCUUCCUCGGGCUGCCGAGGUGUCAUCCGCCUCCUGGAUUGGUUUGAGCAGCCUGACGCGUACUUCAUCGUGAUGGAGCGCCCCCUCGUCUCCCAGGACCUGUUUGACGUCAUCACCGACAGGGGUCCGCUCCCUGAAAGCCUGGCCGCCAGCUACUUCCGGCAAGUGGUGGAGGCCGUGCGCCACUGCCACCUCUGCGGUGUUUUGCACCGAGACAUCAAGGAUGAGAACAUUCUGGUUGACCUCCUGCAGGGAGACCUAAAGCUCAUAGACUUUGGCUCGGGGGCGUUGCUUCGGGAUGCUCCCUAUACAGAUUUUGAUGGUGAGUGUGUGUGUGUGAGAGAGAAAGAAUGCCAGAGACCACCACUCGGCGACAGGGCACACACGCUUUGCUUGCAAAAGGGUCCUGGGUUCAAGUUCCGACAUCUCCAGGGAGGGCCGAAAGAUUCGACAGCAGCUACACUGUUGUCGAUGUCAGCAAACUGUUGCCAACCUUUGGGCUUGUGGUUCAUAUAUAUGUGUGUGUGUGUGUGUGUGUGUAGAGUACAAAUAAGAAAACAUACAUAUUUACAGAAAGAAAAUACAAAAGAAAAAGAAAAUACAUAAACCAAGGGAAAAAAAUUAGAGAGUAUUUUGUCUCUUUUAAUAUUUACAGUUAUUUAUACCUCUAUAAAAUGCUAUUCACAAUAAAGGAGUGAAGUGAAAGAUAAGAUAUCAGAAAAAAGAAAAAAAAGAACAAAGAAAAAAUAAAGAAGUAAAAGAGAAGGAUCAUAGGUGAAAUUUUUUAAAAGUAGAUAAGUACUCACAAUACAUAGCCGUUUCCCAUCUAUAUUUAUAUUCAAUUGUAUAAUUUCAUCUUGUCCUUAUCUACCUUAAAUAAAGUGUUUUUUUAAGUGUGGUUCAAAACAUCUGGUGGGCUACCAGGUUGACGGCUGCAUGGGAUUGAGUGGUCCUGGUGCAAAAGGUGGCAGGUUUUUUUGGUUUUGCAGAGAAGCACCCAGGAAGGAAACAAGCUAGGAAGACAAAUCAGUGUUGGUGGGCGGGGCGGUCAACCUCAGCCAUAUUUUUUGCAGACUUUGGCCUAAAUCUGAACCAUAGUUCAGACAUCUGGCAACAGCUGAUUGUCUCUUCCUCCUAGCAGCUUCUGGGAAGGAGAGUGAGGUGAGGAGAUGUCAGAAAGAGAGACAGCAGAGAGAAAAGGGGUGGAAGGAAGAGCGGAAGGGGACAGCCCCGCCCACUGCUGGCUUCGUCUUUCUCUCACAGACAAGAGGAAUAUGGCCAUUGGUGGGAACAAAUAUUUCCUCCCCACCCCAGUGUCGGAGGAACUGUCUGAAAAUGUGCUGCAGUCUCCCUAUGAGAGGUACAGGAAGUUGUUAUGUGGAGGUUUGAGCAAUUCAGUGUGUCCCCGCGUCCGGUUUCCACAUAGCAAAGCACAUUAUGGGCCAUUGCCAAUGUAAAAUCAGAGGCUUUGGGUUGUGCUUUUUGUAUUUGACCAAAGGGGGGGGGGGCACAAAGUAUAGAUCUGGGAGUUGUCUUCUGAGCGUUUGUAAAGUAUGCUAAAGGCCUAAACGGUCUGCUCUGUUCAUAGGUUGACCGGCCUUUUUCUUGCUGAGAAUUGUUGCCAUUGUUGCAUCUUUUGGAUAAACACAGGUUGCAAAAUAAAGUCUUGCGGCAGCUUAAUUUUUGGCCUGAAGGUGUACACUCUUAUUGCCUGUCACGUUGGAUGAGUUAGUCCUUAAUUCAGUGUAGCCAUCCUGGUUUACACUCUCACACCCAUACACCCCCAGUGUUUACACGGAGAAGAAAUUCCAGUUGGUCAGUGGUAAUUGUUAGCUGGUAAUGUUUGUAUGCGCAGUUGCUCCAGAUUGCCUCAUCUGUAUUGGUGUUCUCUUGUGUGUGCGCCCUAAGGUCAUUGGCCUAGAUGUCACUGGCCUGUAAACCUGAUUUCACGUUGCAAUACCUCAAAAUGCAGGUAAAGGUUUGUACGAUGGAAUGUUGUUGCACAGAAAUCAAUUCUCUCUCGGGGCAUUUGUUUAUUUAUGGAGGAUCAUUUAUAAUCUUGAGGAUGUUUCCAACUCAGAGUGGAUCUGCUGAAAUAAAUGAGACCCUGUCUGUUAAUUUCAGUGGGUUUUUAUUCUGAGACACGACCCGCAAUUUCACUUAUCCCCUCAAAAAGCCCUCUCUUCCGAUCUCUCAUUCUGCUUGUGUCUUGCCUUUUACGUUGCAAAAAUUUCUUAUUAUUGGUGCUUUGUAAGCAUAAAAAUGCUUUUAAGUAAAUAAGACUGUGGAGAAAACGCCCCAUUUUACAGAUGGGAGGACGGGAGACUGAAGCUGGAGCAGCAGUACGCCAGUGCCAAUUCAUCAUGGAAGUCUCAUAUAUGGGGGAAGCUGCUGCCCUAGGCUUCUUUGGGAAGAAAUUGUGGGAUAUAGAUUUAAUAAAUAACACAAACAUUUCAUAUUUGGUUCUUGAAAUUUAGGCAAUGGUGGUGGUCCUGCUCAGCAUGGGUGAGGAAGGGGCAACCUGGGACGGAUUUGGUAGCUCUUUUUCCUUUGGCGCCUCUCCAGGUAUGUUUUCACCGGCUCCUUUCCAUUCUUACAGGCACCCGGGUAUACAGCCCUCCUGAGUGGAUAAAAUACCACCGGUACCAUGGCGUGUCUGCCACUGUGUGGUCCUUGGGAGUGCUGCUCUAUGACAUGGUGUGCGGGGACAUCCCUUUCGAGCGCGAUGAAGAUAUCCUCCUUGGGAAACUCCACUACCACUGCAGGGUAUCCUCAGGUACGGACGCUGUCCUAGACCCAGGCCAGUGGAUAUUUGCAAGUUUACCUUGAGAUAGAUGUUAGGCUAAUUAACUUUGGCAUUCUGUGGACUAUCUUUAGCAGGGGUCGCCAAACUACGGCCCGGGGGUUGGAUGCAGCCCACCGGGCUCGUAAAUCCAGCCCGUGGACCCUGCCGCCCGCUCAGUCAGUCCCUAAACCUGUGCGGUGGCUGACUUCCGCGGCACUGGAUUGGCUGUAGGAAGUUCCUGCAGCCAAUCCAAAACCGCAGACGCCUCUGAGCGACGCCCCUUCCUUCCCGCUGAGGCGGCUGUGUAUGGCCAUGAGCUGAGCGGGAGAAGCGGCGGCAGCCAGCAGCUCUGCACCCCUCCUGAAAAAGUUUGCUGGCCCCUGAUCUAUAGGACAAAUUUUCUUUUUCUUUCUUUUUUUCCAGUGAAGAUGCUUAUUUUUGUUAGACCAGCAAUUUCACCCCUAGGUUCCUUAAGAAUUCUUAAUGUAUGCUUCUUGAAUUUGGCAACUCCUUUGUACUUAAUUUGUCACUGAGCCCUGGAGUGCCACAGUGGUUUGGUCUAUGGAGAGUUGGUAGGCUCAUGUGACAGGAUACUACCCUUGGGCGGAUUGGCCUACCUCGUAAAAGCUGAUUGAAGUCUGCUCCAUCUGCAUAGCACUUCCUGCUUCGUUCAGUUGAAAUGAGCAUUGUUGAAUUGAAUAGACUGUGCUCUACUGUAAAUAAUAUCCUGAAUACCCUUAGGGAAACUAAUAAUCUUCCGACUCCUAUUCUUAUCUCUUAAAAUAGGACUAAUUGUCAGGCAUUUUGGGAUAAGUUCUUAAUGAGGUGCAAGGCACAAAGUGCUUUGCAAGACAGGGAUAACAUAACUCAAGUCAGCAGAUCAUGAGGCUGUUAAUCUCAGAGUCAUGGGUUUGAGCCCCACUACAACUCCCAUCGGGACGCGGGUGGUGCUGUGGGUUAAACCACAGAACCUAGGACUUGCCGAUCAGAAGGUCGGCAGUUCGAAUCCCCGCGAUGGGGUGAGCUCCCGUUGCUCGGUCCCAGCUCCUGCCAACCUAGCAGUUAAAAAACACGUCAAAGUGCAAGUAGAUAAAUAGGUACUGCUCCGGCGGGAAGGUAAACGGCGUUUCCGUGCACUGCUCUGGUUUGCCAGAAGCGGCUUAGUCAUGCUGGCCACAUGACCUGGAAGCUGUACGCCGGCUCCCUCGGCCAAUGAAGCGAGAUGAGCUCCGCAACCCCAGAGUCAGCCAUGACUGGACCUAAUGGUCAGGGGUCCCUUUACCUUUACCUUACAACUCCCAUCAUUCCUAGCUAGUGCAGCCCAAUGGUCAGGGAUGAUAGGAAUUGUAGUCCAAAACUGCUGGAGACCCAAGUAUGGAGAACACUGGACUUAGAUGAACCUCGUGGGCUAUUCCUGCAAUUCUUUUAUUUGAUGAUAUGAGGAAGGGCUGUAGCUCACUGGCAGAAGGCCCCAGAUUCAAUCUCCAGGUAGAGUGUUGUGGGAAAGGAUCCUUCCUGAAGUUCUGUAAAGCUGCCUGCAGCCAGAGUUAGGCCACAGGCAGUGUUAGAAACUCAGAUAUCUAAGCUUAGGCACCAAAUGGCUCCUUAAACCAAGAAUAACAGUCACCAAAGCAGAAUGUCUGGCUGCCGUUUUUGGGCAUGAUGGCUCUAAAGUCUUAUAUUUCAAAGGAUGGGAGUGACUGUGAUUGAUCAGUAAAACAUCUGGCUAGUUCUGAUGGCAACCUUGAGCUACAGGUUAAGAACUUUGAGAACUUUAAACAAGAAAAGUCACUUGAUCCAGGGACAGUCCACAUAUAUAUUGGCCUAUUCCUACCUCUUUUUCUUAAUGGUGACACGGACCAUUCAUAACGUAACAAUAUACUUCACAGCUGUGUGAGCAGGGCAGUGGGAUGGGUUAAUUGAAGAUGAGCUACAGCAAUUAGCUAUAACGUCGUUCGCUGCCCCUUCUUGGGCUGCACAGGGAAAGCAUUUUGGUUCCUGAAAUUCAUUCCAAUUGUGCCGAUAAAAUAUAACGGACAGGAUUCUACAGGAUGUGUUAUUAGUGUGCGGAAACAGUCAGGAUCUAAUGACCCCCAGGCGUGCACCUCCAGACGGUGGAGAUGUCAGGCACCGUCCUGGGGCCAGGGCACCUUCACUUGGUCGCAAGUGGCCAAUAGCCAGGUGCAAAAUACGCCUGGCUAAUUUCGAACACUGGCCCACGGGUUCAAAAACUGUGGUCCGUGAGCUUCAUUCAGGUGAUUUGCAGUGCGACCACAUUCAAUGUUUAUAUUUUCUCGAAGUAUGUAUUGCUUCUUUUGUUUCUUAUGUUGUGUUUGAUGCUGUUCCGAUAUGGUACAACAAUAUCUAAGAAAUGAAAAAGCCAUAAAAACGCAAAGCACAUCACAACUACUACAGCAGGCAGAAAAACCAUCAAAUGGUGUGCCAAGACCCUCAGCAGUUUCCAAGUGGUCCCUGGUGGUUGUGGAAACAGGUUAGGAACCCCCGGUGUAGGGAGAGUUGAGCUUUCCUGAGCAAUGCCUUAACUCCGUGCAACUUCCUGUGUGUUCCUAUUAGGCGGUGUAAUAACAAUGGUUCUUUCCUGCUUUGACAGACUGCCGUCACCUGAUUGAGUGGUGCCUCUCGCUGGCCCCAGAGAACCGGCCUUCCCUGGAGCAGAUCUUGGCCCAUCCUUGGCUCCUUGCCUUCUUGGAGCAAGGCGGACGCAAAGCCCAGCAGCCCACAGUCCCCAAAGCCGGCACGAGCCUGUGACUCUGGUGGCCUCUGGACAGCAGUAAUGGGGCGGGCCAUCGCAGAAAGGAUGGACGUAUCUCGGUUUCUCCUGCGACGACAGGCUGACAUACUCGUUAUUCCUGCUGAUAGCUGAGUUCCUGCCCCUGGGUGGACGACCUAUGAAAUCCGAGGCCUGUGGCAGGGACGCUGCCCACCCCGACUAGACAGGGGGUCUGGCAUGCAGCCCCUGACCCCCAAGACAAAAGAGACCAAUGAGCUCUGCUCUGUUUACACAAGGACUGUCCCUAUUCACCAGUGAGGGCUGCAGAAGACUGGCAGCGAGUGAACAGUGUUUGAAGCCGUCCGUAAUGGCUUCCUCUUGUUACGCCUUUCAGUAUUGGGAGUUUGGUGGACCUCUGGACCGACCUUCAUGCGCCAGGACUGGAUUGGCGUUUUGAUGUCACGCCGGGUACGGGGGGUUGUUUCUUCUGGUGGUCAGAUGCUUAUUUAUUUGGCGUGACGUUCCUUUGGUGGGGAGCCCCGGUUCCUUCCUCCUCCUCCUCCUGUUGUUUUUUUGCUAAGCCAUCAUCUACCUGCUGUGGUUUUUUGGGCAUAGAAACAUUUUCUGUGGCCCAGCUGGGAAGUGACAUGGUUAUUGUGAACAGCCCCCUGCUUCCAUUCCUGUCCAGCCAUUCCAAGUCUGAAUCCAGUUUCCUCCAGUGCCUUGACUUGAUGGGUGUGUGUGUGUGUGUGUAUGUGUGUUUUACCCCCUCUUCCUUUCACUUGGGGGAAGUUAAAGGGGUGGCGGGAGGAAAGCGGGCCCCACUUAACCUCAUCAAUAAGUGAAAACGAGAAAAAAAAUAAAUCCAUGAGUUGCUGGGUUUCUUUGUCGGAGUUGAUCGAAACCCCUGGUGCCAGGACUGUCCCAUACAAAUGAGGACCUGGAGUUGUGUUUGCCGCUUCGAAUUUGAAAGGCAAGAUUUUGGAACUUCGGAAAGCACCGGCGCUAGGUAUUUUGGCCCUGCCAGCCAGCCAACCACUGACAGCUUGAAGAACUUUCUGUUUCUGUCUCGGCAACUUGACGCUCACAGUGGAAGAGGGGUUAGCCAACUUGGUGCCCACCAGAUUUGGAAGUUGCUGUUAAGGCUCCCGACCCCCAUGAGCCCCAACUUGCAUGACUGAUGGUCGGGGGAUAACGGUGGGAACUGCUAGUCUGGUGGGUACCAAGUUGGCUAUUCCUGCUGUCUACUUUACUCACCAGUUCCCAUCUGUCAGCUCCUCCUUCCGGGAGAUCUUGAAGUUUGGUCUUCUGCUUGUGGCUGCAGCAGAGUGUUGUUUUCUUUUCUCCCCCCCCUCGCCCCCCCCAGUGGCUCUGAUCCCAGUCCACCCAAGUGGUAGCCUGUAAAUGUGAGGUCUUUAUUAGCAGAGAAGCAGGCCGGAUGGCGCCACAAAUAUUUUUCUGAAUCUGAACAAAUCCUCAUUCAGCCACAGGUUGAGUGUCUCCUCACCUUCAUGUGUGUGUGUGCGUGUGCUUUGGAAUCUGAGAGAACAACAGGAGCCUAUAGCAUUGACUCUGAAUCUUGGAAGUAUGUUUCCCUUGGGGGCACCUGAAAUAAUUAGGCCAAUGCUUUCUUGUCUUUUUAAUGGGAGGUUGUUCUUCGAAAGAGUGCUGACAGGGCCUUUGUCAGCUCCUUGCAUUGGCCCCAGAGAGGAUCUGGGAUAUGUAUUUUUAAGGAUAGCUAGUGGGGCCCAGCCUCUGGCAGAUUCAAGCCUGAGUGGUGGAUCAACGCCCUUCUCUUAGCCCAACUCUCCUCCGAUCACUGUAGAAUUUAUUUUUGCCAAAUCACAGGAGGAGAGGCAGAUAUUAGCGCCAGGGGCCACUAAAUCUGACAAUGGUGAAUUGACUUAGGCCAAAUUCACGCUGUGUAUUUCAAGCACCGUGAUAUGCUUAUAAACAUUCAUGGCUUUUUCCAGAGAAUCCUGUGAGCUGCAGUUUAAGGGUCCUGAGAGUUGUUCCACCCCCAAUUCCCCUACAGUUCCCAGAGUUUCCUAGGAAGAGGGAUUUAAUCGCUGUGAAGGGACUAGUGGUUUCUGAACAACUCUCUCCACCCCUUAAACUGCUGCUCCCAGAAUUCUUUUGGGGGGGAAACCAUGGUUGUAUCAUAGUGCUUUAAACACAUGGUGUGAGGUGGCCCUGGAUGCUCAUCUAGUUAUGUCCUCGUUAGCCAGGUAUCCACAAAUCACAGCCAGCCUUAAGAAGCAAACCUAUUGCGUGCUGGUCACAAACCUGCCCCUCUGCAGUACGAAAGAGUCAAGGGUCUUGCAUGAUGCCACACCGUGUUCAAGAUCCAGGGGUAGCUUCCUUUUUCCAGUUCUUACAUUGGAAAGGAGAGCGAGAGCUCAACCCACUAUCCUGAAGACCUUUGGGAAGCAGUGAAGAAACUUUCUGCAGGUGUUUCCAGGGCUCAGUGUGGCAACAAGACUAUUCCCCCCUCACACGCACACUAAGGACGAUGCUUCCCUUGCCAGAAUAAAGCAUACAUCCCUCAGGGGCGAGCCAGCAAGUGCCUGUGUAGAUCUCUGCGCGCGCACACCAGUGUGAGACCCCUGGUGAGUUGAGCCAGCCUUGCAAUGGUUUCUAAUACUGCCUUAGGCAUACUGGCACAAGCAGAGUGCUAGCCAAGGGAGAUGGGAGCCGUCAGAUUCCAGCCUGGGAAAAUGCCAGCAUCGCUUUCUGAGCCUGCUACCUCUGAGCAAUGUUGCUGAAGAAUUAUUUAUAUGCCAGUUCAGGAUUUGAUUUCCAUAUCUGUGGAUUUGUGUGUGUGUGUGAAUUUUGUUACUGCCUCCCGUGCACAUUUGUGCAACCACAUGACACAGUGCCUCGCCCGUCGUGGGCUCCAUCAUCUACCAAGCCCCUUUCCGGGAUUAAAUAAACUUUUUAUAAGAAAAAAGAA
Messenger RNA from Podarcis lilfordi (Lilford's wall lizard), 17022 nucleotides. The record is from the annotation of a GenBank genome assembly. Lineage: Eukaryota; Metazoa; Chordata; Lepidosauria; Squamata; Lacertidae.